Molecule: messenger RNA, 1185 nt
Organism: Phytophthora nicotianae INRA-310
Lineage: Eukaryota; Oomycota; Peronosporomycetes; Peronosporales; Peronosporaceae
Exons: 2
Coding region: 1-1086 (361 amino acids)
Molecular function (GO): peptidyl-prolyl cis-trans isomerase activity; protein binding
Source: RefSeq, a predicted model, not a curated record
AUGCAAUGUGACACAAUUCAAUUCGCCCCCAGACUGACGAUGGUGACAAUCAGCGAGUCCGAGCGCGAAGGUUUCGACGAUGUGCUGGGCAGCGGCGGCAUCUUCCGCAAGUUGCUGACCACUAAUACGGACGGCAUCCAAGCAGAAUUCGGCGAGGAAGUGGGCGUCAAGUACUCGACGUGGGUACUUAAAUCCGGACAGAAGGUAGCGGUGGAUGAAGCCCGCAAGUUCCGCAUCGGAGACGGUGAGGUGAUGCCGGCGCUUGAGCUGGUUGCCAAGAUGAUGCAUGUGGGGGAAGUGUGUGAGGUGCGCUGUGACGCUCGCUUCGCCUACGGAGACGUUGGGCUAGAGCCCCACGUGGCUCCAGGAGAUGAUAUCAAGCUUGUGGUGGAGCUUUGCCGCGUAGGCAAGAAGAUCACGGCUGAAAUGAGCUCCCAGGAGCUGAUUGUAGAGGCCACACAGAAGAAGGAGAGCGGCAAUCGCUACUUUAAAGAGAAGAACUACGAACAGGCUGCUAAACUGUACAAGCGUGCACUUAAACUACUGGAAACGUGGGAGCAUUCCGAAAAAGACGCUGCUCAAUGCAAAGAGCUGCUUAUCGCAUUGGGCAACAAUGUGGGCAACGUGCAACAUAAGCUGAAACAGUACAAAGAGGCACGACAGUCGAGUCUCGAGGUCUUGCAGCUGGACGGGAAGAACGUGAAGGCUAUGUAUCGUAUUGGCCAAAUCGCGCUGGACCAGAACGAGUUCGAUGAGGCCAACAUGUUUCUGCGUAAGGCGCUUGAGAUCGAGCCAAAGAACGCCAAAGUGCGGCAGUUGUUAGUGCAACUUAAGAAGAAGAAACGCGACCAAAAGGCGCUAGAGAGGAAGCUGUACGCGAAGCUUGGCGGCAACAACGCCGCCGAGACCGCCGAGACGGGGAAGAUCGCUGCGCUACUGUCGAAGAUCCGACAGAACCCGGCGAUUCUCGCCGCCGUGGUGACCGUAAUCAUCGCCAUCCUCAUGUACGUGUAUGUCGGAAAGCCGAACUACGAGAUCAGCGAUGAACCCAUUAUCGCUGCGAGUAAUGACGAUGAUACUGACUAGUAAAAACGUUUCAACACUUCGGAAGAAUUUCAACGAAAAAUAAAAACAGUGUUGAAACAAUGAUGCGCUCCAAAAUGUUUUCUAUCAACGUAUCUACAC